AGUGCUGUCAGUGCUAUGAAAGUGACGCCAAAUCAAUGAACAGCUGAUGCACUCUAACUGUCAUUCAGUGACCACUAUUUGGCUCUCAAUUCAUGUGUUUUAUGUUUAAUUACAAUCAUCUCAUUCAUUAGCCACACAUACAUUCAUUGCAUAGUUAUUAUGUAAUUUGGAUUUUUCUGUUAUAAGUUAUAACUGUAAAUGAAAGUUGUCUACAAUUAAUGAUCUCUAUUGACCGUAAAGACUGCCAGUGAUUGACUAGCAAUGGAUCCAUUACUGUCUCUAUUUGGAGGUGAGAUGGACAGCGAUGAUGACCUGAAUGGUCGCACACUGUUGUCGGGAAGUGCUUGUCUGCCUCCGGAGGUGGAGGAGGGGAACGUGGAGUAUAAGCUGAAACUCAUCGCACCAUCGAAGUCUAGAUUUGAGCAUUUGGUCACUCAAAUGAAGUGGAGACUCAGGGAAGGACACGGAGAAGCGAUAUAUGAGAUCGGAGUCGAAGAUAAAGGAUUACUAAUUGGUCUCUCAGACGAAGAUGUGAGCGCUUCGAUGCAAACGCUGUACUUAAUGGCCGAGAAAUUGGGCGCAACUCUGACUGUAUUGCGAGAGAGGAUUAUAACCGGAGAGGAAAACUCGAAAAUUCAUAAAUACACGGAUUGUCAGCAAAAAAGCCGGAAAGCGAUCGAAGUGUUGGUGCGGAAAGUGCCGGACGACCAGCAGACCAUUGAACUCAGGAUCGCUGUGUUGGGGAACGUGGAGACCGGCAAAAGCACUCUUCUCGGAGUCCUCACUCAGGGAGAGCUCGACAAUGGAAGGGGUAGCGCUCGACUAAACCUAUUCCGUCACAGGCAUGAGAUCCAAACGGGAAGGACUUCGAGUAUAAGCAAAGAGAUCUUAGGGUUUGACAACAAAGGCGUUCCCAUCACUUAUAAUGUGUGCCGAACUCCCGAAGAGAUUUGUGAAUUAUCUUCAAAAUUGAUUACAUUUAUUGAUUUGGGAGGACAUAAGAAGUACUUAAAAACUACUGUAUUUGGAUUAAUGGCUAUGAAUGGACACUACGCUGUACUUGUGAUUAGUUCUAUUGGAGGUGUCUUUGCCGGAACGACAAGGGAGCACCUGGGUCUAGCGCUGGCACUUGACGUUCCCAUUGUAGUAGUUAUUAAUAAAAUAGAUCUCACGAACAAUGACUCACUUUCUGCAACUCUCUAUCAAUUGGAGGAACUCCUAAAAUCUCCAGUUUGUAAAAAAAUUCCUGUCAAAGUUGACACUGAAGAUGAUGUGAUCACUUGUGCCAGUCGUCUCACGUCUGAUCAUAUAAUCCCCAUCUUUAUGGUCGACGAGACAUUUCAAGUGCCAGAAGUGGGUCCAGUUGUGAGUGGAUUAUUGAUAUCUGGAUUAAUAAAAGAAGGCGAUUGUCUCAAAAUGGGUCCUUUAGAUGACGGCUCGUUCACUGGAGUGCAGGUGUCGUCCCUCCAGAGGCACAAAGUGGCCUGUCGUUCAGUGAGGGCCGGAGAAAGCGCUACAUUGGCUCUCAAUAGAUAUAAUAAUCAAAUGGAUUUAGAAAGAAAUGUUCGCAAAGGAAUGGUUGUCAUUGAAAUGAAUGACCAAAAACAGAGUCAUAAAGUUUGUCAGUAUUUCCAGGCGAGGAUUCAUGUCUUAUUUCACGUGACAAUGAUAUGUCCGGGCUUUCAGACCACUGUCUAUAUUGGCAAUUUGUGGCCCACAGCCGAUGAGAAGUCCCUUCCGAGUCGGUUUCCGUAG
Molecule: messenger RNA, 1755 nt
Organism: Oppiella nova
Lineage: Eukaryota; Metazoa; Arthropoda; Arachnida; Sarcoptiformes; Oppiidae
Source: the annotation of a GenBank genome assembly